AUGUCCUCUCAGACUUCAACUCCCGCCAAAACCUUCCAAGGCUGGGUCGCCCAUGAUGCUACCAACCCCCUCACCUUUACAACCUUCGAGCCGAAGCCCUUCACUGACAUCGACGUCGAGAUCCGCGUAACCCACUGUGGCAUCUGCGGCACCGACAUUCAUACCCUACGCUCGGGUUGGGGCCCAGCCGACUACCCCUGCGUCGUGGGCCACGAAAUCAUCGGGAUCGUGGAGCGCAUUGGCACCGCCGUGCCGACGCUUGCCUCGUCGCCCGCCUCCCGCGCCAUCCACCCUGGCGACCGCGUCGGCAUCGGCGCGCAGAGCAUGGCCUGUCUGCGCGCAGACUGCGAGGCCUGCGCAGACGGGGAGGAGAGCUACUGCACGCGCAUGACGGGCACAUAUAACGGGCGAUACGCGGACAAGAGCAAAUCGUACGGCGGAUUUGCGACGCGGUGGCGCGGGCCGGCGCACUUCGUGUUCCGCAUACCCGACACGCUGCCAUCAGCGGAGGCAGCGCCGCUGCUAUGCGGCGGAGUGACGGUGUUCGCGCCGCUACGGAAGCAUGGUGCCGGCCCCGGGAAGACGGUGGGCGUGGUGGGGAUUGGCGGGCUGGGCCAUCUGGGGAUUCUGUUUGCGCGGGCACUGGGUGCAGACCGGGUGGUGGCAAUCUCGCGGUCAUCGAACAAGCGGACAGAUGCGGUGCAGGGGUUGGGCGCGGAUGCGUUCAUUGCGACAGGCGAGGAGAAGGGCUGGGCGAAGACGCAUUCACGGUCAUUGGAUAUUAUCUUGUCGACGGUGUCGGCGCCGGAUAUGCCACUGAGCCAGUAUCUCCGGCUGUUGAAGCGGGAUGGGACCUUUAUUCAGGUUGGAGCGCCGGAGGAGCCGCUGCCGCCGUUGGCGGCGUGGUCAUUGAUUCAGAAGAGUGUCAAGGUUACUGGAUCGAAUAUUGGGUCGCCUGAAGAUAUUCGGCAGAUGCUGCAGCUGGCUGCCGAUAAGCGAGUAUUGCCGUGGAUUCAGAAGAGGCCGAUGGAGGAAGUAAAUGCGGCAUUGAAAGACAUGCAUGAUGGGAAGGCGAGAUAUCGGUAUGUAUUGCAGAAUGGGGAGACCCAGGCUAAACUGUAG
Molecule: messenger RNA, 1122 nt
Organism: Penicillium macrosclerotiorum
Lineage: Eukaryota; Fungi; Ascomycota; Eurotiomycetes; Eurotiales; Aspergillaceae
Product: NAD(P)-dependent alcohol dehydrogenase
Exons: 1
Coding region: 1-1122 (373 amino acids)
Biological process (GO): alcohol metabolic process
Molecular function (GO): zinc ion binding; alcohol dehydrogenase (NADP+) activity
Source: RefSeq, a predicted model, not a curated record